This is a messenger RNA of Callithrix jacchus (white-tufted-ear marmoset), 15977 nucleotides long. Lineage: Eukaryota; Metazoa; Chordata; Mammalia; Primates; Cebidae. The record is from RefSeq and is a predicted model, not a curated record.
UCAAAUAUUUAUCAUUUCUUGAUAUGAGAACAUUUAAAAUUCCCUCUUUUAGCUUUUUUUAAAAUAUACAUAUGAUAUAAAUUUGUUUCUUUUAAAUCAAGAUGGAAGUGGCAGGGGAGGUUUCACUGUGUUGCCCAGGCUAGCCUCUAACUCCUGAGCUCAAGCGAUGCACCCACCUCAGCCUCCCAAAGUCCUGGGAUUUCAGGUGUGAGCCCCACACCCAACCAAAAAUAUAGAAUACAUUAUUCUUACCUAUAGACACCUUGCUGUGCAAUAGAGCACUUCUUGAUAAAUCCUGGUACUGAGGAUCCUGGAAAUAAUCUCUUUCUUUAAAAAAGGCAUUUGUAAAUCUCAUUCUUAGUUGACAAGGAAUUAAUAAUAAGGCCCAAACUUACAUAUGAGUAUAUUCACCUUUGACUAACUUCUCAGCACAAGAAAUAACUCUUUUAUGAAACAGGCAAAAUGUAUUCACAGCUACUACUGACCUUGAUAUGUAACAUAUAAUUAUAGUAUUUACUUUUUAUGUGAAAAUCCACUUAAAUUCUCUUUGAUUAAAUAACUGUGUUAAAGGUUCGCCCCUUUGAUGUUCUUGUACAGUCUGGAUGCUAAUCCGAAAGUAAACACUGUAGGGAGAUGAGAAGUAGAGAACAGUUAAACUUGUACACACAUAAUCUACAUUCACAUGAUAUGAUCUGUCAUGUAAGGAGCACAUGUUUUAUUUGCACACAUGGAUGUGCUUCUAUGAGCAUGAAGAACUCUACCGAAGAACACUAGUACAUGUAUUUGCACACGUGGAUGUGCUUCUAUGAGCAUGAAGAACUCUACCGAAGAACACUAGUACAUGUUUGUUUUCAGGGCCAAGGAGGACAGAGUGUUCUGGAGACACAGUUCUUAAGCAAAGGGAGAGAAGGAUAAGUCUAGAAAUCUGGAGAGCCCCUGAUUUUGCUCAACGGACUUCUGGCACUUGGGCAGCGUCUUUCACCAGUUCACCACUCCUUACAUCUUUGCAAAGCCCCAGUUCAUAAACGCCAUAGAACAAGGUGUAAUAGUAAUAAGGCUUCCUUAAAUAAAUGGGACUACAUCAAACUACAAAGAUUCUGCACAGCAAAGGGCACAAGUAACAAAAUGAAAAGGCAACCUGUAGAUUGGGGGGGAAGAUCUGAUAAGGUCUAAACACCCAGCAUUUAUAAAGAACUCUUGCAACUCAAAACUGCUGUGAGCUAACACGUCACAUCUGUCAGGAUUGCUAUCAUCGAAAAAACGAGAGGUGAGACUUGUCGGUGAGGAUGUGGGACGAGGGGAGCCUGUAUGCUGUUGCUGGGAAUGGAAAUUGCUGCAGCCAUUAAGGACAACGGGUUGGAGAUUCCUAAAGAAGUUAAAAAGAAAACUCCUCUAUGAUCCAGCAAUCCCUUUUGUGGGUGUAUACCAAAGACACUGAAAUCACCACCUCAUAAAGACAUCUGCUCUCCCACAUCAGUGCAGCACUAGUCACAGUAGCCAAGAGUGAAAACAACCUGGGCAUCUGUCAGUGAAUGAAUAUACACGUGUGAACUAGAUAGCUAGAUAGAUAUAAGAAUCUUACCACCUUAGAAAGGAGGAAAUGCGGCCAUUAACCCACUAUUUCAACAGACCUGGUGGAUAUCAUGCUAAGGAAAAUCAGCCAGACACAAAAGGAAAAAUACUGCAUCAUCUCACUUAUAUGUGGAAUCCGAGAAAAAAGGUCAAAUACACAGAUCUGGAGAAUAAAACAGUGGUUUGGGCUCAGGUAAUAGAGAGAGGUAGCGGAAAGCAUGCAAAGUGGUAGAUAUGCAGAAUGAGCAGGUGGAAGAUCUAACGCACAGCAUAACAUAAGGACUGGAGUUAAUAGUGCAUUGUAUUCAGAGCUUUUGCUAACUGAGUGGACUGUAGUUGCUUUUCUCCUCUUGCCAUCAGCUGGCACAGAUAACUAUGAGGUGAUGGCUAUGGGAAUUCUUUCACCAUAGUAACCUUUCACGACCUCUAUGUGGCUCUCGUAAUACCAUGUUGUAUGCCUUAAGUAUACACAACAAAAUUUAUUUUUUAGAAAAGAAUAAAGCUUUUUAUUUAAAGCUCUUCCCACCCAUUUGUUGAACUAGAAUUUUUAAUUUUAACUUAAUAUCUGAUUUAACUCAAUUUAAGUUGGACAAGUGGCAAACUGUGGCACAAUGAUCAUGCACCCUAAAGCUAGUGAGAAGGCUGUUAUUUGUGUUUUCCUCUAGACUCACGUAAAGCAUUGCACAGUCCUUACAUCACCUAUUAGCUCUGGACUCUGUCGUCUUUAUUUAAUACUUAUAUAAAUUAUUUGGAAGUUAUUAUAAAUUAAUUAUUUUGGGAAAAAAUAUCACUAGUUACAAUCCAUCAGCAAAUACGAAGAGUUAUGAAGUUUACAAUUUAGAGCCAUACUCUCACAUGACCCGAAAUGCUUUUAAAGUAUAAUGUUCCACAAAUACAAAUUAAAAUCUGUUGUGGUAAGUUAUCCAUCACACUACGUCUCUCACGAAGGGGACUGUUUAAUCUUCCUAGUUCCUUCUUUACCAGUCCUCCUAUUCUCAUUUUCUUUUCCUUUUAAAAAAAAAAAUGUUGAGUUUUUAAAUCUUAUUUUACUUCUUUAUUUUUUUUCCAACAUGGUUUUUCCUGUCUGGUUAAUCUGAAAAUGCAGUUCUUAUACAUUAAAUCUAAUUUUUGAGAUACUUUCCUGCUGAAGCAGUCCUUCAUUUUUCUCUCAUUUCUAACUAUCCACAUGUUUGUAUUGACAAUACCCUGCAGAAACGAAGUCAUAGCCACUGAUUUGCACCCACAGUGACUUUCAUGACAUAGCCUGAAAUUGGUUACAACAUCUGGUGACUUUAUUACUUAUGUGAUUUUUAUUGAAUCGUGAAUCAAAUUGUGUGGUCUUAGAAGGGCACCUUGGUUAUUUUUCAUUUUAAUUGAUUAGAGCCCAAGGAGGCAAAAUCAUAGAUGAUACUUAAUCCUGGGCUGAUCUUCUCUAUUUAUUUGUGAGCGAAGGUCUUUCCCAUAAAUCUAGUGAAGACAUUAUUAUAUCAAUCAAUAAAUUAAAUGGUGUGGAUACUAUGGACACUGCCAUCAGUCAGAGCAGGGGGAGGACCCGGCAGGGCGGCAACACUCUGUCACUGCAGCACUCGGAUUGCACAUCCCGCUGGCGUGGGCCAGUGCUGACGUCCUCGUGGGGUCAGCAGAGACACAGCUCCAAGGUGUGACUGUGUUUCACCCUGAUUAGUAUUCACCAAUGGGCAUCUCAGAAGUCGUUACACUUGAUGAGGACAGCGAUCAGGUUGAACGUCCCGUCCAGAAGGAAGCGUUCUCUGCCCUCCACCUCUCCCAGUCCGGAAUAGGUCCUUUUCUAAGCAUCCGUUGUUGUCAUUUCUUUUUCUUCUUAAUCCUUCUCACAGCUAUACUUCCGUAGUUAUGCAACGAUUUGCUUCAUGUCUCUUUUUCUGCACCAUUCCGGUAGCUCCACAUGGGCCCAAAUCCUCUCUUAUAGCUUUAUUCAGGUAUAAUUUGCAUAUAACAAAAUCAAUUUGAUGAGUUUGCUAAGUGUAAGUAGUUGUGCAACUACCAUUCCAAGCAACUAGUAAAACAAUUCUAUCGCUCCAAAGUUUCCUGGAGGGCACAAAUAUUCCACCUAUACUGCCUCUCACCAUCAGUCACUGCACAUGGCACAUCAUAAGAAUUUCUUUUUUUUUUUUUUUUGAGACGGAGUUUCGCUCUUAUUACCCAGGCUGGAGUGCAGUGGUGCGAUCUCGGCUCACCGCAACCUCCGCCUCCUGGGUUCAGGCAAUUCUCCUGCCUCAGCCUCCCGAGUAGCUGGGAUUACAGGCACGGGCCACCAUGCCCAGCUAAUUUUUUGUAUUUUUAGUAGAGACGCGGUUUCACCAUGUUGACCAGGAUGGUCUCGAUCCCUUGACCUCGCGAUCCACCCGCCUCGGCCUCCCAAAGUGCUGGGAUUACAGGCUUGAGCCACCGCGCCCGACCAAGAAUUUCUUAAACAUUUGUUGAUGAGUGAAUGGAAGGAAAGUCUGGACGGCCACUUACUAAGUUUUGUGUUGGGAACUUUAUGAAUAUAUUUGCAUAUAUUAUUUCAGUUAUUCUUAUAUCAAUCCAGUGGUCAGAAAUUAUUAUUUCUAUGGUACAGGUAAGGAGACUGAGCGUCAGAAGGCUUAUGUCAUUUAAGGUCCCACGCUUAAUACGUGAGGCCUGGGAUUGGAAUCCAGUUCAUUUGACUGCAAAAGCCCAUUUUCACCACUUCCAUGUAGUGGGCUAUUGUUAACUAAAUGUCAGCUUAAAUAUAUUCCUUAUGGAUAUCAGUGCAAGUCUUUCUUUUCUUUAUUCAAACACUAACCACAGCUGAAAUAACACAUAACUCUAGAAUGCAGCAAUUCAUAUCACGCCCUCUCUCCACGGGGAACCCUCCAGUUCACACCAGGCAGAACAAGUCUUCUCUUUUCUCAUUCUAGAAUGCCUGGAAAGAUAAAAUGUCUUUUGAAUCCCGGCUGCCUUCCUCUUCAGUAUACACUGUGUUAAGUAUUUGUCAUCAUCCAUUUGAUCAUUACAUGUAUUCAUUUGUUUAUUUUUCAACGGUUAAUCUGUGAUGUUGAUGUCAGCACAGACUUCGUUAGAUCACGUUCUUCUAGAGGUUGGAAUUACUAAUAUCAAAGCUUUGUUGUAUCUUGUAACACAGUAACAUUACAAAACAGAUACCAGAAAAUCUUCCUGAAAUCACUGCCAGAACUGAGUUCCGUUUCCUGAGACGUAAGACCCAGAUCAGUGCUGUGAAUAAGGUGGAAGCUUAUUACUUUUCUGUCGAAGAAACUGGAGGUCAAGUUCAUGGCUCCUCAGUAGCCACCAGAUAUCGAGUGCCCCGGCUCCUUCUCAGUGUUCCGCCGUUCUUAGUGUGCGGAUUUCCUCUUCAAGAUUGCUUUAAGGUGAAAUGUGGCUGCUAGGGCUCUAGCCAUCGAGACUACAUUCCAGUCACAAAAAUAGAGAAAGGAGGAUUGGCUAAUAUUUUUCCAAGCUUUCCCAGUAAUUUUAUCUCAAUAACUUCCUCUAUCUGUUAGAAAGCCCGGAAAAUGUAAUCGCAUCACAGGGCACCUUGCUGUGUGGAGUAAAGGGGGCACCAACAAUAAGAGUGGGAGAACAGAUAUUUGAAGAAAGAUGAUCAAGAUGACAAUUAGCACAAUUCUGCUGGGACCCUGUGUCAGUCUCAGUUGUGAGAGUUUCCAACAAUUGCAUCUGGAUUUUCUCAGCACAAAACUGCCUAUUCCACCUUUCUUUCCCCAACUGCACAGAUAUCUAAGCGUCUCCAAUCUCUGGAAAUUAUCCCAGCUGGGUAACAAGACAGUGGCCAAGGCCAGGCGCGGUGGCUCACACUUAUAACCCCACCAUUUUGGGAGCCUGAGGUGGGCGGAUCACCUGAGGCCAGGAGUUCGAAACCAGCCUGGCCAACAUGGUGAAACCCCGUCUCUACUAAAUACACAAAAAUUAGCCUGGCGUGGAGGUGGGUGGCUGUAAUCCCAGCUACUUGGGAGGCUGGGGCAGGAGAAUUGCUUGAACCCAGGAGGUGGAGGCUGCAAUGAGACGAGAUCGCACCACUAUACUCCAGACUAGGCAACAAGAGUGAAACACCGUCUCAAAAAAAAAAAGUGUGGGUAGCCGAAAGUGAAACCCUAGUGGUUCAGACAAAGAUCAUGGUUGGGACUAGCUGGCCACAGAUGAAGCCUCAGACCAGAAACACGGUGGCGCGAAUGGAGCCAGACACAUUCUUCUACAGCUUUUAUAAUAGACCCAUCCUUUCUCAUUGGAACACCGUCUGGCUGUGCUACGAAGUGAAAAUGAAAACAAACGACCGCUCAAGGCCCCCUUUGGUUGCAAAGAUCUUGCAAGGCCAGGUCUAUUCGAAGCCUCAACACCACCCAGAGAUGAGAUUCCUCCAUUGGUUCCGAAAGUGGAAGCUGCGUAGUGACCAGGAGUACGAGGUCACCUGGUUUGUGUCCUGGAGCCCCUGCCCAGUGUGUGCAAGGAAUGUGGCCGAGUUCCUGGCUGAGGACGGGAAGGUCACCCUGACCAUCUUCGUGGCCCGCCUCUACUACUUCUGGGACCCACAUUACCGGGAGGAGCUUCGCAGACUGUGUCAGAGAAGAGACAGUCCACAUGCCACCAUGAAGAUCAUGAGUUAUGGCGAAUUUCAACACUGUUGGGACAAGUUCGUGGGCAACCAAAGAUUGUAUAAGCCUUGGAAUAAGCUGCCUAAACAUUAUACAUUACUGCGCAUCACGCUGGGGGAGGUUCUCAGACACCUGAUGGAUCCAGGCACAUUCACUUACAACUUUAGCAAUGACCCUUCGGUCCUUGGACAGCACCAGACCUACCUGUGUUACGAGGUGGAGCACCUGCACAAUGGCACCUGGGUCCCGCUGCACCAGCCCAGGGCCUUCAUAUUCAACGAGGCUUCAAAUAAUCCGGGUUUCCCUGAAGGCCACCAUGCAGAGCUGUGCCUCCUGGACCUGAUUUCCUUUUGGAAGCUGGACCUGGCCCAGCGCUACAGGGUCACCUGCUUCAUCUCCUGGAGCCCCUGCUUCAGCUGUGCUGAGAAGAUGGCUGAAUUCCUUCAAGAGAACCCACACGUGAACCUGCACAUCUUCGCUGCCCGCAUCUAUGGUUAUCAACGAGGAUAUAAAAAGGGCCUGCGCAGGCUGAACAGAGCUGGGACCCCAAUUUCCAUGAUGAAAUACAGUGAGUUUAAGCACUGCUGGGACACCUUUGUGGAUCACCAGGGACACCCUUUCCAGCCCUGGGAGGGCCUAGAUGAGCACAGCCAUGCCCUGAGUGGGAGGCUGCAGGCCAUUCUCCAGGGAAACUGAUGGAUGAUCCUCAGUCUCUAAGGAAGGCUCAACCUGGGCUGAGCAGCGGAAUAAAAGAUCUUCUUCCAAGAAAUGCAACUACUAUUCACCACCGUCUCCAGCUGAUCACAGACGCCAGCAAAGCAAUGCGCUCCUGACCAAGUAGAUUAUUUUAAAAAUUAGAGUGAAUUACCUUUAAUCGAAAAUGUAUGUGCUAUAGUAGUAAGAUUGUGCUCAAUACAUUCAGAAAAGUUUCAAACCUACUAAUCCAGUGACAAUUUGAAUUGAUUUUAUAUGUAGAGGAAAUACAAUGAAAUACUAAAUAUUUUCAUAUGUUUCCUUCUGUGAUUGUAUCAUGACUUGCAAGUGUUUACAUAAAUAUUAGCAAAUAUGAAAAAAAAAAAGAGUGUGUGUGUCUAAGAUGUCCCUCAUGCCUCAUCCGGCUCUCCGUGGGGGAGAGUACAACAGAGCAUGCUCAGAAUCAAGGAGCGCUCCCUCUUAUCGCCAAAGCACAGUCUCCCCAUCUUCCUCUAGGACAUAUUCUCUCUCCUCCCUCCAUCCUCAGAAGAGAAAUAUAGAGCCCUAACUCAUGGCCAUGAUUCACCUCCGUCCACCUAGGCAUCUAAAGCUAGAGGCAAAUAUGAUCAAGUCAAAACCUAGAGAGGGAGCCGCUGCGCCAAGGUGCCACUGUUCACAUGGUUCCCACAGCAGCAUUUCAUCACAUGAAGUACAGCUCAUGAAUUAAAAUUUGCGCUGCAAGAAUUCUAUUCAGCCAUAAAAGAAUAUAGUCGUGUCUUUGCUGCAUCGUGGAUGGAACUGGAGGCCACUAUUUUAAGCCACUAUUUUAAACAACUCAAAAACAGAAAGUCAAAUACCGCAUGUUCUCAGUUACAAGUGGGAGCUAAAUGAUGUGUACACAGGGGCGUAGAGGGUGCAACACUAACCCUGGAGACCAGGAAGGGCAGGAGGGUGGAAGGGGAUGAGGGAUGAGAAAUUGCCUGCUGGGUACAAUGUAUGUGAUGCGGGUGAAAGCCAUGCUAAACGCCCAGAUCUCACCACUGCCCGAUAUAUCCAUGUAACAAAACUACCAGUGGCCCUUAAAGUUAUACAAAUACAAAAAUAAAAAUAAAUAAAAUGAAAUUUGCAUUACUUCUUGUGGGCUCUCUCAUGAAAGACUUUUUUAUCCACUCCAUGUGAAAAAUAGAACAGGGUGCUGAGACAAUGUAUAGAAAAAAAAAAACCUCAGCAUGUAUUGCUCUGUGCCACUCAUUGUUCUGAGUGCUUUACAUAUACCAAUUCAUUCCCCCCUCGUCACAGACUGACUGUACAAAACAAUCCUAGUGUCUCCUGUAUUUUACAGCUGAUGCAGUGAGGCACAGAUAGGUCAGAUUACCUGCUCAAAGACACCCAGCAUGAAUGACUGAACCUGGUGCUGAAGCCAGUUCAGGUCUCCUGCUCUAACUGAAUUACACGCUAAGUUACUACGCCACUGACGUUAGAGUAAUCCCCCCACCACACACCAACCCUAAAGAGUUACACACACACACACAUAUACACACAAACACACACAUACAGACACACACAUACACACAGACACACACACAGGCAUACACAUACACACACACAUACAGACACACACAUACACAAAGACACACACAGACACACACAGGCAUACACAUACAGACACACACACAUACACACAAACACACAGACACACAUACAGGCACACACAUAGACACACACACAUACAGACACACACAGACAUACACACAGAUACACACAUACAGGCACACACAUAGACACACAGACAACCACACACAUAUAGACACACAGACACACACAUACAGACACAUGUACACAUACACAGAUACAUACAGACACACAAACACAGACACACACAGACACACACACACAUACAGGCACACACAGACACACACACACAUGCAGGAGUUCUCAGUCCCCGUUAUUGGUCUGUUUCCUCUGGUCUUCCAGUAUUCUAGGAUUUGCCGUUAAUUGCAAGAACUCCAAGCCCGCACACCACCUUAAUUAUCAGCUAAGCCCUUAGACAUUAAUUAAAUAAAACAUCAGGGACAACUUCAUAGCCGGAGGAGAGCGAGUUUUUACUCUCAGCGUCAGGGGAAACAGAACUGGGCCCUUAGAGAAAACAGUGGAGAGGAUGAGGUCAGGUUAAACCUGAGGGCUGAUUCUGAAAUGAACGGGGAGCAGGACAUGGGCUUGGUUUACUGCCUCCAAGUUUUAUCCUCGGAAGAACCUCCACCAUAGCAAAGUGUCUGUGAGCAGUCUGGGGGACCGAGGUUAGGGCAGAUCCCCGGACCUCACGCACUGCCAAGGGAAUGUCCAGAAACUCUGAGUCUCCCCAGCAAGCUAUCCCAAGGACAGCGGACUCUUCUAGACUGAGAGUCAUCCCUCAGGCUGGCUCAGAGGGCGGGCUUCCAGUAAGCCGCAAGGCCCCAGCGGCCCAUCACAGGGAAUGAGCGGUGUCUUCCUGGAAGAGGAAGAGCAUUUCUACUAAGUCCAUCCUUAAAUGUCCCUCCGCAACUAAGGCCAAAACAGGCUGCAGUGACGCCUUCAGCCCCAGACCAAGUCUUCCAUAGGAGCCGGGAACCCUGCAGGUCAGUGGUUCAUCCUCAGCUCUAGACAAACUAAACUCUGUAUCGGGCUGUGGAGGUGCCGCUGCCGCAGCAUGCACACUGGUCUGCGCUGGAGACCAAGGGCACGAGGGGUGCAGGGCGGACAGGCCGGUGAACAGUGGCCACGCAUUAGGCAGCAAAUAUACAAUUGCGUUGUGCAGUUUCAUCUAGAAAAGAUACCCGGGGCCAGGUGUGGUGGCUCACGCCUGUCAUCCCAGCACUUGGGGAGGCCGAGGUGGGCGAAUCACAAGGUCAGGGGUUCAAGACCAGCCUGGCCAACAUGGCGAAAUCCCAUCUCUACUAAAAAUAAAAAAUCAGCCGGGUGUGGUGGUGGGUUCCCGGAAUUUCAGCUAUUCAGGAGGCUAAGGCAGGAGAAUUGAUUGAACCCAGGAGGCUGAGGUUGCAGUGAGCCGAGAUGGCACCACUGCACUCCAGCCUGGGGUGACACAGUGAGACUCUGUCUAAAAAAUAAAAAUAAAGAGAAGACAGCUGGGAGCAGGCGCCUCUGACUGUAGGUAGGCAAGCUUUCUGACACUCAUCUAGAGAGUAGACACUGCACAGAGUGUACGGGGACCCUGAGUCCCUUUCCUCUGCUUCCCCCUAGUUUUGAGGCUGCUGAAUCGCAGUCAAAGGGGCAGUUUUGAGCUGAGAUGGGCCAUGGAAAGAGAGAAAAAGAGAAUGCAAAGCUGAAUAGCAUCAGUCGCCGAGAAAGCAAGCUCCAAGUUGAAAACUCUGAAAAAGUCAGACCUGGCCGGGCGCGGUGGCUCACGCCUGUAAUCCCAGCACUUUGGGAGGCCGAGGCGGGUGGACCACGAGGUCAAGAGAUCGAGACCAUCCUGGUCCACAAGGUGAAACCCCGUCUCUACUAAAAAUACAAAAAUUAGCUGGGCACCAUGGUGCGUGCCUGUAAUCCCAGCUACUCAGGAGGCUGAGGCAGGAGAAUUGCUUGAACCCAGGAGGCAGAGGUUGCGGUGAGCUGAGAUUGCACCACUGCACUCCAGUCUGGGUAACAACAGCGAGACUCCAUCUCAAAAAAAAAAAGAAAAAGAAAAAGUCAGACCACAUAAAAAGGCAAUGAGGCAUGGCGGGGGUCGAGGGAGGCAUGUGGAGGAGGGGCCCACCCUGCCUGAGCCACACACUGAGGGUGGCCGCUGUGUCCUCUCUCCUCAGUCCCACAGACCCAUCGCCGCGGGGUCCCAGCUCCUUCUCUCUUCCCCUCCUCCCCAGCACUAGGAGGAAUAACUGAAGGGGCUGAGGACUCUACCCUCUGGAAUAAGGAGCCAUUUGAGGGAUGAGGCUUUUAGAUUUGCUAACAAAACCAAUAAUCAUUUUGUGAAUUAAUUGCAUUCCUCAUUCUGUGAAUAACAAAAUAUGUAAGACAUGUUCUUGUUUUUAAAGAAAUUAUGAUCUCAGUAAAAAGUGAAAAAUUAACAUAUUGGAAAUGAUUACCAAAUGAUACAGCACGUUUAAAAUGUUCCACUGGGUGAGGCCUUUAACAUUUUCCAGCUUUACAGGGUGUUUUUAACAAGGGCAUGCAUGUAAGAGUGGAAACUGGCCUGGGUGAAGUGGCUCACACCUGUAAUCCCAGCACUUUGGGAGGCAGAGGAGUUCGAGACCAAUCUGGGCAAUGACAAGCCCUCAUCUCAAUUUAUUUUAAAUCCAUAUAAAAUACAUUUUUUUAACAAAGGGCAACUGGGCUGGGUGAGGUGGCUCACACCUGUAAUCCCAGCACUUUGGGAGGCAGAGGAGUUCGAGACCAAUCUGGGCAAUGACAAGACCUCAUCUCAAUUUAUUUUAAAUCCAUAUAAAAUACAUUUUUUAAAAAAAGGGCAACUGGGCUGGGUGAGGUGGCUCACACCUGUAAUCCCAGCACUUCAGGAGGCUGAGGUGGGAGGAUUGCUUAAGCCUAGGAGUUAGAGACCAGCCUGGGAAAUAGCAAGACCCAUCUCUAUUUAUUUUAAAUGAAUAUAAAGCAGUUGUUGUUUUUUUUUUUUAAAAAAAAGGGGAAACUGUUCAUUACUUUUGAGAGCAAUAGGUUGUGACAUCCGGAGCCUUAUGAGGAAGCAACUUCCUCUCCGUGUGGACCAGCAUUGGGUGUUUCAGUAGCUUACCCCGUGGACUCGUACUCCAGCCCCUGGACGAGGUGAACUUCUCUAUCUUUCUGAACCUCUCGGUUUUCCGCAGUGAUCGAAAUGGCAUGUGGACGGCACACACGUAGUGCCUGCUGCACAGACAGAGAGCAGGCGAGUGCUCACCCAGGGCUGGCUGGCUUCGCUUCUCCUCUCAAUGCUAGGAAUUUGUUUGAUCCUUCAAAUUAAAGUGUUAUGAAAAACUAGACCUCAGGCCCGCUGUGGCGGUAGGGAUAUGAAUGGUCCUCAAAGCCCCUUGUACUGUGGGAGAUACAGAAGUCGAUCAAUAGUGUUUAAUUAGUGAGGGCAGUUAAAGGAAGGAAACUGGGCUGUAGUGAAACCGAGCUGGGACAUGAAGGGAGGGAGAUGAGAGAUGGUAUUCCCAGUACAUUCCUGCUCUUCCCAGCAGAAGGAUGUGCAAUUCCCCAAGUCCUGGUGCAGGAUGAGAAAGGACUGUCUGUGGACCAGGGCACUAACUCCGUCGCAGAGGCUGCUGAGUGAGACCGAGAAUGAAGAGGAAGCGGGGAAGCUGAGGCUGCGCUUGUGCAGCGAACGCCUGGAUUGCACUCAACUCAGACUCCUGCCUGCGAGGAAGCAUGCCCGGAACCAGGCAAUAAAAGGAAAGGGCGCUUUCCCUUUCUGUGACCAAAGAGUCCCUGUUACUAGCAGUUCAGGAAAAUGUUGCCAUCUUUAAGCCUUGUCCCCAAGACUCAGUGUCUUUAAGCCUUGUCCCCAAGACUCAGUCUCUGGCAGUAUCCUCCUAAUUACGGCCUCUGCAGUUGAACAGGGCCUUGACCAGGCUAUCCGCAUUGUGGGAUUAGAGGCUGCAUUCUAGACUGAAGGAAGAGACCCCUUCGACUAACACGCAGUAAAACCCGUGGCCAUGCCUCUGUUUGCCCAGCUCAUAAGCUGCCUCCUAGGAACUGCACACACUGCUGUGAAUUUGAUUUCCAUGUUAUGUCGUGGAGUAGGUGACAAUGUGAUUUCAGCAGCAGAUGUCAGGGAUAACAGAUAGAUAAAAUAGAUGUAGAGACACAAAUAUUGAUCACAAGGAUUCUAUCCUACACCUGCACGUUCAGAGCCAAGCCUGCCAGCAGGCUUGCCCGAAGUGCUGCUGUUAAAAUAUUGUUUGGUGGCUGCUAAGGCAGAGGGAUGUGACCGGCCUCAGAAGAAAUGGCAGGGAAUUCAGUGUGAGGACGACACAAUCAGCAGAUAACUGCUUGGGUGACGGGCACUUUUUUUUUUUGGUAAUUGAAAACUCUUAAAGAUAUCUUUGCUCUUAAGUCCUGAGUCUCAGAAGGAUGACUUCAUGUGAGGGUGAGUGAGGGGUUGCAGCUGCCUGAGAGAGGCAGGUAACAGGUUCUAAAAGGGGCCCACGUGGGCGUUCCUGCCCGGGACGACUGUGGUGAGGAUACAGUGUUUGCCAGCAACAGUGCAAUAUUGUCUGCAAUGCCAGUGUUGAACUACAGUGAAUGAGGAGUGGAACCUGAUUAGAAAGAACCUCAAUACUUGGAGUCACAGUGACCAGAGGAAGUCAGCCACAUUUCAGAUGAAGGAGCUGGUUUGAGUUUGGGGGGAUUGCUGCCAGGUGAAAUCUGGGAUGCCUCAGUUGAGAGGUGAGUGAGGAACUGACAGCUGUAGACACAGGUCUGGAGGGUCUCCCUGUGAAUGUGACGGCGAUGUGUGUAGAAAUUGCUGUGUUCAUCCAGGGAAGCAAGGCUGUGCCUUGAGGAGCACCUGUAUUUGGGUAGCAGGAAGACCAAGGAAGGUCAAGGAGGGUAGAGGCUGGACACCUGCUAACUCUUUAAGUGGAAAGGCCUGAACAGAUGGGCGUCAGUCCCAUGAGGGGCAGGGCUGGGCAGUAUCCAGCUUUGCUGUGGAGAAACCAUGCGUGUGUGUGUGUGUGUGUGCACGUGUGUGCAUAUGUGUGCAUGGUACAGCGGACUAAAAUUACAAAAAAACCUCUCCUCUGUGAUCCCCACCCGUUAUCUCCUGUGACAUUUGUCUCCCUCAUCUCCCCUCCCAGCAUCUUCUGUCUCAGUCAUUUACUCGAUGGCUCUUGCUGCCAUGUCACCAGCUGCUCUUUUUUUUAAGCAAAGUUCUAGAGACAAUAGUAGUUAAGAGCAAGAGUUUGAGGCCAGGUGCAGUGCCUCACACCUGUAAUCCCAGCACUUUGGGAAGCCGAGGCAGGUGGAUCACAAGAUCAGGAGUCCAAGGCCAGCCUGGCCACGAUGGUGAAAACCCGUCUCUAAAGUACAAAGUUGCUGGGUGUGGUGGCCGGCACCUGUAGUCCCAGCUACUCCGGAGGCAGGAGAAUCACUUCAACCCGGGAGGUGAAGGUUUCGGUGAGCAGAGAUCACGCCACUGCACUCCAGCCUGGGUGAAAAAAAGAAAAAAAAGAGCAAGAGUUUGGCUGUCAGUCCUGGCUUUACCAUUUGCUGCUGUGUAAUAAGACAGACCAGUUAUCCUCCCAAGUCGCUCUGUGAAUUAGGAGUGAAAACAUGGACCUACUGAGAUACUAAAGCAACAUAAAGUUAUUAUUCCGGUACCUGGCUCAUCAUGAGUGGCGAGUACUUGUCUUUACUAUAAGCUGCAGCAUGCAUGUACCCUCUGUCGUUCUUGCUAUCUUCAUUCUCUCACUUCUUCCUCCACUCUCCCUAUGACUUCUCUCUUUUCUCCCAGUUUAAACUCUGAAAAGAAACUUUGGAAUCGGAAAUCUCAGAGAAAGGAAUGUCAUAAUUCCUUUACUUCUUAAUAACUAGGCUUAAAAAUGUGCUAGCUUGACUUUGCCCGGCCACAGCUUACUGUUUUGACUGGUAUCUUGAGCUCAUUAGAGAUAAAAUCACAUUCCGUGAAGUUUAUCUCCUAAGCGUUGUUGAUAGAAUCUGGGAGGAAGUGCAAUAAUUGAGUGUUUCACAAGAAUGGUGGGAAUUUUCUAACGAACAGUAUGCAGUUUUGAAGCUACAGAAAAAGGAAAGAAAAUUUUCACUUAUUCCUCCAUUCAAACCCUGGAGUUUGAGUUGUUUUCAAGUCACAGUAGAGUUCUUCAGAAUAUCAACAGGGGCAGCAGGAAACGCUGGCUGCAACAGCUAAGCUGAGCAGGGCCCUGUUAGUUUUAGAGUCUACUCAUAAGGUACCAAAUCAAGAAUGAAAAUCCUUCAUAAGGUAUCUUAUGGGGUUUGCUAAUAAUAAUUUCUAAUUAAUUGUUUAUUAAUAAUAUUUUUCAAUCCUAUCAUGGGGCAUAUCAUCCCCAUCAGGAACUGUGAGGUUUCCACUGUUUGAGUUGAAAGUCAAUGGCGCAGUGGAAAGGCCCCACGAAUCAGCAGGUGGCAACACAGUCGGUUCCUAACAGCAAUGGUUUCAGAAAUCAAAUUGAUUGUUUUCAAUCACUAAGAGGUGACAGCUGUUUGGCAAAGAAAUUGUGCAGGAAAUUGAAAUGUCACUCAAGCCAUCAGAUAAAACCUACCUCUACAGGCAGUCUGAUCUUUCCACAGACAAUUCCAGGGGCUACGUUUCUUUCUUUUUUUACUUUUGUCUUUUUCGGGUUUUUUUGUUUUUUGUUUUUUUUUUUUGAGAUGGAGUUUUGCUCUUGUUGCCCAGGCUGGAGAGCGAUGGCACGAUAUUGGCUCACAGCAACCUCCGCCUCCCAGGUUCAAGCAAUUCUUCUGCCUCAGCCUCCCAGGUAGCUGGGGUUACAGGUGCCUCCCACCACACCCACCUAACUUUUUUAGUAUUUUUAGUAGAGAUGAGGUUUCACCACAUUGGCCAGACUGGUCUCAAACUCCUGAUCUCGUGAUCCGCCCGCCAGGGCUAGUUCUCUUACGCCAAUCAAGAACUUUCUCCCUGUGCUCAAAAUUCUAUGCGCUGGGGUCUCAUUAAGUUACCAUGACCAAUGCAGGGGCUGAAGUAGAACACAACUUGGCUCCUACACUCCAGAGACUCACAGAUAGAAUCAUGCUGCCUUUGCCGCCAGUGAGAGUGGUAGAGCUGCCUGUGCAUGUGGGGUCCUGAGAGCAGAGCUCAGCCUGAGCUGGGGAGCCAGAUGCAAGCCCAAGGAGGGGCGAGGCUGUGGCCCCCAGCUGCUCACAAAGCCCUCCUGCUUGUCUUCCGUCACCACCUACCUCCCUCCUACCACUACCUCCCGAGACGGGAACGCCUACGACGGUGGAUAAUUCCCUGUCGAUGUGUAUGGAAGAGAAAUCAAACAUUCUGACGGUGAUGGCAGCUCUGGGGGCUUCGCUCUAACUGGAACACAACUGUCAUUCACAGGGUACUUUCUCACAUACUUAAUGUCUCUACCGUCCCCAAGUCUUUGCAAUUGA